AUGCUUAGAAGAUCACAGGGACCACCUACUCACGACCUCGAUCUCGACAUUGACCGCACUCUAAGGCGAGUGAGGAGACUAUUUGUUGAACAAACGGGUGAGGAGGAGGAGUUCUUUGAUUCUUCUAGUGAUAUUUCUUCAGACAUGGGGGAUGCCAAUGGCGCUCUUUUUGGUGACUUUGGUAAUCCGGGUAGUCAUGAAUUGCAAUGUGGGAUUCUACUUCCUACAACGGAAACAAAUUUCACUAUCCACCCGCACUACACUCAAAUGGUGCGUGGAGAUCAAUUUUCUGGAGCAGCUCAUGAAGAUCCGAUAGAGCAUUUGGACAAAUUUCUCGAGACAUGUGCUUUAAUCCAAACCAACCAAGUCACUCAAGAAUACAUCCGGAUGCACCUUUUUCGGUAUUCGCUCACAGGCAAGGCUUAUAGGUGGCUCAAAAACCUAAAGCCCGGCUCGUUGGCCACAUGGAGAGACACGGCCAAAGCUUUCUUGAACAAGUUCAUUCCCGAAGACAAAUCAACCGAAUUGAGGCAGAAAAUUUCAUCAUUUAGGCAAGAAAGGUAUGAAUCUUUGGGGGAAGCUUGGGACCGGUUUAAAGAGUAUGUGAGAGCUUGCCCACACCAUGAGUUUGACAAGCAACUUCUCAUCAAGUUCUUCUAUGAUGGUCUUGACGACAUACCCAAGCAAAAUUUGAAUUCCGGAUGUGGUGGACAUAUUAGCAAGGUGCCUCAAGCUCAAUUGGAGGACACCAUAGAGGAAGUUGUGAGGUACUAUUCUACGAGUGGUGGAAGAAGAAGAGGUGAAGAGAGAGCUUCGGGCAAAUUCGAGCUUGAUCAAGGUUCACUCAAGGCUCUUAUGGAACAAGUCAUUGACAAGAAGCUGGGAAAUAGCCAAGGGUCUUCAUCUUCCUCCACCAAUCAAAUACACUCUUUCUCUUGUGAGAAUUGUGGGGGUACCAACCAUGAUAUAUCAUAUUGUGGUGGUCGAGACCCCGAACAUGUAGCGGCAAUGGGGUACAUGAACAAUCAACGUGAUAAUUGGAGAGCCCCCAAUGCCAAUUAUGGUAAUAGAUUUCAAGAUGCAAGUGGCCCAAGCCACAACACGGGUCAAAUGGCUCCCUUUCCAAAUCCAAAUGCUAGCAAUCACCCUAGAGCACCAUUCAAGCAAGGACCACCCAACCAAUUUCAGAAUUUCUAA
Molecule: messenger RNA, 1197 nt
Organism: Chenopodium quinoa (quinoa)
Lineage: Eukaryota; Viridiplantae; Streptophyta; Magnoliopsida; Caryophyllales; Amaranthaceae
Exons: 1
Coding region: 1-1197 (398 amino acids)
Source: RefSeq, a predicted model, not a curated record